UCAUACCUUCUGGAUGUUGUAGUCGCUCAGGGUGCGGCCAUCCUCGAGCUGCUUUCCGGCGAAGAUCAGGCGCUGCUGGUCUGGGGGAAUGCCCUCCUUGUCCUGGAUCUUGGUCUUGACGUUGUCGAUGGUGUCGCUCGACUCGACGUCGAGGGUAAUGGUCUUACCCGUCAGGGUCUUGACGAAACUAUUAUCGGAGAUCAGUUAGUAUGAUACUCCAAUAUUCUCCUUCUCUCUCGUUCAGUUUUCUUCCUCCGUGUUCGACUGGACUGCUGUGUGUUGUCGUUGGUCGAGAGGGGAAGGGUGAGGCGGUUGGAAAGGUUCGGGAAGACCUACAUCUGCACUGUAAAAUCGCAGAAAAAAAGGGCAUGUUAGUCUUCAUGUUGCACGGAGUAACGGGGAUUCGCGAGAAAUGGAUAGUAAUGGUGAACGUACUGGUUGCGAUUUUUCGUUGUUGCUGGCUGACAAUCGCUAGAAGGUACGCUCGGAGGAGCCGAUGUCAAUUUGAGGAUUUCUCGCUUAGCAAGGGUGGACUGGUCCCCGGCGAUACCCUAAGCCCUAACCUGGUUCUAUUUUCGUCAUCGCCGGACCGCUCGUACUGUUUCGGAGCUCUUCUCCACAGUUUCCCUUCUAGAACAUCAGACAUCAUCAGCAUUCGAUUUUACGUUCAAGCUCUUUACUAAAACAGGCUGUAGUGAUGGGAAUUCCUCUUAAUAUCAAGAGAUCU
Aspergillus ochraceoroseus IBT 24754 is the source of this 727-nucleotide messenger RNA. RefSeq lists its product as uncharacterized. The record is from RefSeq and is a predicted model, not a curated record. The transcript has a single exon. Lineage: Eukaryota; Fungi; Ascomycota; Eurotiomycetes; Eurotiales; Aspergillaceae. Bases 210 to 683 code for a protein of 157 amino acids.